UUAAUAUUUAAUAAACCUCAAGCUAUUUAUUACAUAAGUGACCUCAAUCUAAGGGAAACCCAGGUGGAAGAGAUCUUGGAGGUCCUGAAGUCUAGCAGGAUUUCUCUCUAUAGCAUCUAAGUUUGCUAAGAUUGUUGUCCUGGGGACUCACAGUCAGCAUCUUAUGGCUAAAGGAAAUGUGUGAAGGGAAGGACUUAUAUGCCAUAUGGAGGGAGGCUAUAAAAAUUGCAAUUUUCUAUUAAAGCCUCCUGCAAUUAGAAUGGUUCAUGGUAAUAUUCUCUUCUUUCAGAAUGUUUUAUGGCCACUGCUGACUAGCUUAAUUUUAUGUACCUAGUCUUCUUGCGUAAAGGAUUUGAGGCAUCUCACCAGAAUAUGAACAAUGUAAUAAAAGAGAAAAAUUUAAAAAUCAAUUACAAAACAAAAAACAGAUCCAGGGAAAGUAUAGGCAGAACUGAGAAAUCUGAGGAGGAGAAAAGAGCAUUUGCAGAGAAGCAGGGUGUACACGGAUGUACAAUUCUUAAAAUUGGGCCACACAUUUGACUGUGAGCUUCCUGGCAAGCAAAGCAAAAAGAACGCUUACAAAGUGGUCCACAGAAGGAAAUUUUUGUUUCUGGAUAAGCCAAGUUCUCUAGACCCUUAGCUGAAAAUAGUAUUUGUGGGUGGUUCUUCAUAGGCCCUUCUGGCUUCCUGAUGGCUGUGCUUCUUGUGAAGUUGAGUUCACAAGCCCAACCUCUUGUUUUUAACAUCAGUGUUUUCUUCCAGGGACAAUGACUCAUUCUUCCCAGGACACUGGUACCUGUGGCAUUCAGGAAGAUGGAAAGCUUUAUGUGGUGGAUUCCAUAAAUGACUUAAACAAAUUAACCCUCUGUCCAGCCGGAUCGCAGCAUCUGUUCCCUCUAGAGGACAAAAUCCCAGUCCUUGGCACAAACUCAGGAAAUGGAAGCCGGAGUCUGUUUUUUGUGGGGCUGCUAAUUAUGCUGAUUGUCAGCCUGGCACUGGUUUUUUUCGUGAUAUUUCUAAUAGUUCAAACUGGAAACAAGAUGGAUGAUGUGUCAAGAAGACUAACAGCUGAAGGAAAAGACAUAGAUGAUCUUAAGAGAAUAAACAACAUGAUUGUAAAGCGACUCAACCAACUGGACUCUGAACAAAACUAAAGAAAUUAUUUUUCUGAGAGCAACUGCUAACACCUUGAGCUUCUUACUUUCCUGGGAGUGUACAGGGUUAGGAACUGAGAAACUGCACUUCUUCAGGCAACAGAUGAUCUGGUCAGGGAACCUAUCCCUGGGGCCCACUUUCUGCAGCAAGAUGGGAUCAACUCCAAGGCAAGUGGGUAUGGGAAUAGGAACUAAAAAGGGGUGAACUUGUCUCAGCCCCCUUUUAUAGUAGGACACUUCAUCUUUAAUGGGGUUAAGGGUGGGUGGCUAGCAGGGAGGAAAAUCAACAGAACGCAAGAGAACUUGACUAUGUACAUACAGGUUCUUACCGAAGGAGCUUUGCUACCACAACAAGUUCACUGUGUCAGUGAAGUUCAUGACACCUCAUGCACCUUUACAGAUGCCUGGGAAAGCCUGAGAAAUUCAUUGAGUUUUAUGUGUUGAAGGGAACCAGGUGAUUACUCUUUUCAAUAAGACGGAUUCUGCUCAGGUGAUUAGAAUUUAACUCUGUUUCCCCAGGGACAGCAAUGGGUGGGCCCCAGAGCUAGUUGCUGUCUAGUGUUUGCUGGUUAAAACAUGAGCAGUAGUUAUGGCAAUGGACCUGGUUAUGUGGGGUUGGAGGUUGAAAGGGAAAGCCUAAUUAAUUCAACUAAUGUUUAGUAAGCUCCUACUCUGUGCAAAUCACUCUACUCUAGAGGAGCUUCCAUAAGAGUGCAGAAUAAAGAAAGGAGAUGGACAGUUAUAUGUAAUUAUAUAAGCUUCGUUUACUUUGUUUCUCAUGAAAAAACCCCUUUGGUACCCUGCUGACUGAUUUGGAAGAAAUCUGGCAGGUUUGUGGCCUUUGCUAAAUUACACUAGGAAAUUAUGUAGUUAGAAUAUUUGGAACCUGCAUUAGUUCCAGCAACGAAAGUAAGACACACAGCAUAUGACGUAAGAUACAGUGUGAAAUAAAUGAGCUUAAAAAGCA
Messenger RNA from Piliocolobus tephrosceles (Ugandan red Colobus), 2121 nucleotides. RefSeq names its product leucine rich single-pass membrane protein 1 (gene LSMEM1). The transcript is spliced from 3 exons. The record is from RefSeq and is a predicted model, not a curated record. Lineage: Eukaryota; Metazoa; Chordata; Mammalia; Primates; Cercopithecidae. Bases 768 to 1154 code for a protein of 128 amino acids.